Entelurus aequoreus (snake pipefish) is the source of this 1400-nucleotide messenger RNA. RefSeq names its product SIX homeobox 3b (gene six3b). The transcript has 2 exons. The record is from RefSeq and is a predicted model, not a curated record. The coding region runs from base 268 to 1059 and encodes 263 amino acids. Gene Ontology annotation, cellular component: transcription regulator complex; nucleus. Gene Ontology annotation, molecular function: RNA polymerase II cis-regulatory region sequence-specific DNA binding; DNA-binding transcription factor activity, RNA polymerase II-specific. NCBI's taxonomy places the organism in Eukaryota, Metazoa, Chordata, Actinopteri, Syngnathiformes, Syngnathidae. Gene Ontology annotation, biological process: eye development; regulation of transcription by RNA polymerase II.
CGAUACCGAUCAUUUCCGAUAUUACAUUUUCAAGCAUUUAUCGGCAGGCCGAUAUCAUCGGACAUCUCUAGUUUGAAGUUGUAGAAGUGACAUUUUGAUGCUCCCUGCCUCCCUGUUUGGGUGCCAGCGUCGCCAUGGCAACCCUCAUCCCCCCUCCCCCCUGUCCAAUCAGCACGGAGAGAUGUGGUCCCGCCCUGACCCCAAGGUGAGCUCAAGAGUCCGGACGGGAGCCGGGUGGGUCCCACACGGUUGUGCGCGCGGCUCCACAUGGUGUUCAGGUCUCCUCUCGACUUCUUCUCCGCCUCUCGCCUCCUCCUGCCGCGCCUGGCGGACCAUGGCUCCCCGGAGGACGCGCCCUUCUCCCUCCCGGGCCUCUGCUUCUCGGCGGCGCAGAUCGCCAGCGUGUGCGAGACCCUGGAAGAGACCGGCGACAUCGAGCGCCUCGCCCGCUUCCUCUGGUCGCUGCCGGUGACGGCGGACGGCCGCGACUCCAUCUCGGAGCACGAAUCCGUGCAGCGCGCCCGGGCCGUGGUGGCCUACCACGGCGGCAGCUUCCGGGAGCUCUACCGGAUCCUGGAGACGCACCGCUUCACCAGAGCCUCGCACGGCAAGCUGCAGGCCAUGUGGCUGGAGGCGCACUACCGGGAGGCGGAGAAGCUCCGGGGGCGGCCCCUGGGCCCCGUGGACAAGUACCGCGUCCGGAAGAAGUUCCCCCUGCCCAGGACCAUCUGGGACGGCGAGCAGAAGACGCACUGCUUCAAGGAGCGCACCCGCGGGCUGCUCCGGGAGUGGUACCUGCAGGACCCAUACCCCAACCCCGGCAAGAAGCGGGAGCUGGCCCACGCCACCGGGCUGACGCCCACGCAAGUCGGGAACUGGUUCAAGAACCGGAGACAGCGAGACCGAGCCGCGGCCACCAAGAACAGGUUGCAGCACCACCGGCUGCGGUCUGAGCGUCCACUGAGCGCGGGCGGCUGCAGUCCCGACCUGAGCGCCGAGCGUGCGGACGUCCAAACUCUCCACUCAGUAACAGACAGUGACUCCGACUUGGAGGUGUGACAACUUUCUUUUAUUGUGAAAGGACUUUUAGGACCCUUUGCUGCUGCCCCCUGCGGACGGAAGACCACCUGCCUCCGCAGCAAAUAUUCUUGGCAAUAACGUGAUCGGUCACCUUCUAAUUGGUGACGACUUUUUGGAGACGUCAAGGACCGACCUUUGAACUAUGCAGACCAACUACCCUCUUAUGCAGACCAACUACCCUCUUAUGCAGACCAACUACCCUCUUAUGCAGACCAACUACCCUCUUAUGCAGACCAACUACCCUCUUAUGCAGACCAACUACCCUCUUAUGCAGACCAACUACCCUCUUAUGCAGACCAACUACCCUCUUAUGCAGACCA